UCCUCGACUGUAGCGACGUUUUCGUUGGUCUCUUCGUUCAAAGUUCAAACACCCAUUCAGUUUUCUAUUGUGCUCUUUCUUUUUUUUUGUAUAUAUAGAACUCCCCAGUCUCUGGCUCUCUGAGUCUCUCUCUCUCUCUCUCUCUCUCUCUCUCUCUUAGUGCGUUGGUUUCAUAUAUUUCACAUUGAAGAUUGAAGAAGUAUGUUUGAUUCUUAUCAGCAGCUUGAGGCUGGGCCUUCUUAUCAAGAGUCCCUCAAGGUUCUUGAGUCUGAUAUUCAGCAUGCAAACGUGCUGGCAGCUUCUAUUUCAACAGGCAAGGGCGGCACAUGUUUUCAAAUGAAAUUGGUUUACAAUCACUUGGCACCCAUUUUCUUGUUUCUGCUUCAAUGGAUUGAUUGCUCAUGUACAUGUCUCCUUUCAAGUUAUUUAAACCUUUUUCAAGUAGUUGUAUUUAAGGUGUGCGCGGAUGGGAAGCCAAAUAUCUCUUCAUGCGGAAGGAAAGCUACCAUCAGAGAAUUCUACACUGUUAUAUUACCAUCUCUUCUGCGCCUCCAUGGUGACUCAUUAGAAUUUGAAACUACUCAAGAGGAUGUUCAUGGCUUGGAGAUGGUUGUCAGAAAGAAAUUAGAGGAUAGGAGAAAGCUUUCAGAUUUGGACUUGGAGAGAGAAGAUGAAUGUGGGAUAUGCUUGGAGCCUUGCACCAAAAUGGUUUUGCCAAACUGCUGUCAUGCCAUGUGUAUCAAUUGCUACCAUAACUGGAACACAAGGUCAGAAUCUUGCCCAUUCUGCCGGGGAACAAUAAAGAGAGUAAAUUCAGAGGACUUAUGGGUUCUGACAUGCAGUAAUGAUGUGGUAGACACUCAAACUGUGUUGAAGGAGGAUAUAUUGCGGUUCCAUAUUUUCAUAAACAGCCUCCCUGAGGAUAUCCCAGAUGCUCUAUUUUUAAUGUAUUAUGAGUACUUAUUUUAAUCUAACAGAUAAGAAGAAUGAUGUACAGAAAAAAGAAAAUGCCAACCACCAGCUGCACAUAAUCUGCUGAGGUUGUCACGUAAAAAAUUUCACUCCCACUUCAUAAUUUGCCGAAUAAUGUACAUGCUGUGUAAGAGAACCAAUUGCUGAUAUUGAAAAUGCACUUCUUUCCGGCA
This is a messenger RNA of Alnus glutinosa, 1145 nucleotides long. RefSeq names its product E3 ubiquitin-protein ligase AIRP2-like. Gene Ontology annotation, molecular function: ubiquitin protein ligase activity. The transcript has 5 exons. The record is from RefSeq and is a predicted model, not a curated record. NCBI's taxonomy places the organism in Eukaryota, Viridiplantae, Streptophyta, Magnoliopsida, Fagales, Betulaceae. The coding region runs from base 202 to 969 and encodes 255 amino acids. Gene Ontology annotation, biological process: protein ubiquitination.